Nerophis ophidion (straightnose pipefish) is the source of this 2940-nucleotide messenger RNA. RefSeq names its product gastrula zinc finger protein XlCGF17.1-like. Lineage: Eukaryota; Metazoa; Chordata; Actinopteri; Syngnathiformes; Syngnathidae. Gene Ontology annotation, molecular function: DNA-binding transcription activator activity, RNA polymerase II-specific; RNA polymerase II cis-regulatory region sequence-specific DNA binding. Gene Ontology annotation, cellular component: nucleus. The record is from RefSeq and is a predicted model, not a curated record. The coding region runs from base 882 to 1805 and encodes 307 amino acids. Gene Ontology annotation, biological process: regulation of transcription by RNA polymerase II. The transcript is spliced from 3 exons.
AAGGCAGCAGAACAGGAGGAGAAGGAGAAAGAAGUGUGCAGGACGCUAAUAAAAGGAUAGCAAAGUAUGAGGAGGAACUUUGUCCAACAAAAGAGGAGAAGGAGCGACAACAUCAACUACUGGACGCUGUUUUCAAGAAACAUCAAGUUGUGUUACACAGAACAGACCUCAAUGAAGCACAUCGUCCUCGUGAGCAGGAGGAGGAACGACAGUCCCCCCACAUACAAGAGGAAGAAGAGGUACCACAUUCCCAACACAUCAAAGAGGGAGGAGAGGAGCCACAGCCCCCCCACAUUAAAGAGGAAGACGAGACGCCACAGACCCAUAAUGUUAAACUGACCCUUCACAUUAAAGGGCAAGCGGAGGACCCACUGAACUUACACAUCAAAAAUGAAGAGGAAGACCUACUGACUCCUUACUUUAAGGAGCAAGAGAACCCGCUGACCCCCUACUAUAAAAAGGAAGAGGAGGACCCACUAACCCCCUACGUUAAAGAGGAAGAGGAGGAGCAAGAUCCGCCACACAUUAAAGAGGAAGAGGAGGACCAAGAGCCGCCGCACAUUAAAGAGGAAGACGAGAAGCCACAGACCCAUAAUGUUAAACUGACCCUUCACAUUAAAGGGCAAGCGGAGGACCCACCGAACUUACACAUCAAAAAGGAAGAGGAGGACUCACUGACCCCCAACUUUAAAGAGGAAGAGGAGGACCAAGAGCCGCCGCAGAUUAAAGAGGAAGAGGAGGAAGAGGGCAUCAGUCAGCCUAAAUGGUUGGAGGAGUUCCCAGUGACUGGUGUCCCUGUGAAGAGUGAAGAUGAUGAGGUGAAAGGUGAAAGUGAGGAGAGGGGAGGGGGGGAGCCUCCAAGCAGCAGCUCAACACAACACAUGACAACAGAAGCUGAUGGAGACCACUGUGGAGGAUCACAAGCAGACAAGCUCUUAGCUCCACUAUCAGAUAGUGAGGACACAACGUCACACUCUCCUGACACUGAUGAUGAAGACUCUAAAGAUGAUAAGACAUGUCACACUGACAACACUCACUUCACAUCUUCUCUCUGUCACAAAACCUUUAAAUACCAUUGUAGUCUGAAAAGACACAUGAGAACACACACUGGAGAAAAACCUUUUUCUUGUUCACUCUGCAGUAAAGAUUUUAGACAAAGUAUCAAUUUGAAAGUACACAUGAGAACACACACUGGUGAAAAACGUUUUUCCUGUUCAACCUGUGGUAAAGGUUUUACACAAAGUCAGAGUUUGAAAAGACAUAUUAGAACACACACUAGAGAAAAACCUUUUUCUUGUUCACUCUGUAGUAAAGGUUUUACACAAAGUAUCAAUUUGAAGGUACACAUGAGAACACACACCGGUGAAAAACCUUUUUCCUGUUCAAUCUGUGGUAAAGGUUUUAGAGAAAGUCAACAUUUGAAAAGACACAAGAGAACACACACUGGUGAAAAACCUUUUUCCUGUUCUACCUGUGGUAAAGGUUUUGUUGAAAGUCAGAGUUUGAAAGUACACAUGAGAACACACAAUGGUGAAAAACCUUUUUCUUGUUCAAUCUGUGGUAAAGGUUUUGCACAAAAUCAGAGUUUGAAAAGACACAUGAGAACACACACUGGAGAAAAACCUUUUUCCUGUUCAAUCUGUGGUAAAGGCUUUGUUAAAAGUCAGGGUUUGAAAGUACACAUGAGAACACACAUUGGUGAAAAACCUUUCUCCUGUUCAAUCUGUGGUAAAUGCUUUGCACAAAGUCAACAUUUGAAAAGACACAACAGAACACACAGUGGUGAAAAAUCACAUUCCUGCUGAAUCUGCAACAGAAGCUUUUGUUGACGAUCAAGCCUUGUAUCACACAUGAGAAGACACCCAGGAGAGAAAGUGUUGAGUUGCAGUGUGUGUGGUGAAAGAUUGUCUUCUAAGUAGCAGUGUAAGAAACACAAGUGUGCUGGUGAGAACAGCAGCAGCAAAUGAAACUGCAGGAUUUGAAAUAAACUGUCCAGACUUUCAUUUUGACUUUCUAACAACAUCAGCACAUAUAACAUGUGUGACAUUGUUGUUUGUCUAACAAUCUGUUUAAUAUGCUUCUAUAUUUAUAGAUUAGAUAUUUUAUAUUAGUGCUUUUUUCAGUCAAGUACAUGUAUUAAUAUGCAACAUUGUGUACUUUUGUUAAAAAAUGGACAGAACAAUUUGAGUAAAAAAGUGAGAGUAAACAGUAAAAUACAUAUUUUACAUGCAAUAAACAUGUCGUGUGUAUGUAUACACAUACACACACACACACUCUAUAUAUAUAUAUAUAUAUAUAUAUAUAUAUAUAUAUAUAUAUAUAUAUACUGUAUAUUCACCAUACAAUUUUAGACCUAUUUAUAUGAAAUAUUGAAGUAUUACAUAUUUGUAUUUGUAAUUGUUGAUAACCCCAUAGAUUGUCACCUUUAUAUGAUAUACAUAUGUACUGGUUCACAUCUGAAACAUCUUCUGGACCACUUCAGGAAGCAUAUUAUUAUUUACUUCAUACAUCAUUUGAACAGUUGUCUUUUAUACAAUUUUAAAAUAUGUGUCUCUUUGAAUCAUUUGUUGGGUCUCUAUAAUCUAUUUUAUUCAUUACCGUUAUUACUCUGUAUUAUGAUGAUUGUGUUGUGAUUAUUUUAUAUGUAUGUCCCCAGACCUUUAUGCAGUAUACAAGUGAGAGAAAAUGGCUGAGUUUUUGUGGAAGGAUGGGGUUGUUUUUACAAACUUACAUUUGUGGAUAAAUCAAAUAAAUCCAGUAUUGUGUUUUAAACAUUUUUUUCAAUGUUUUUUUUUUCUUUUUUAACAUCCCCAAAACAACAUCAAUAUCAGUCAAAGUUUGGAGUGUCAGACAAAAGCCAAUAUUGUACAUCAUCCCACAGAGAUUUACUUUGCAUACAUUCAUAAAAUAAACUGUUUAUUGUGUUUCCCAGUCACAGAA